Molecule: messenger RNA, 5071 nt
Organism: Argiope bruennichi
Lineage: Eukaryota; Metazoa; Arthropoda; Arachnida; Araneae; Araneidae
Product: leucine-rich melanocyte differentiation-associated protein-like
Exons: 8
Coding region: 189-1010 (273 amino acids)
Biological process (GO): melanocyte differentiation
Molecular function (GO): protein binding
Source: RefSeq, a predicted model, not a curated record
GUUAUAUAAACCCCAGAGCCGCGGAAGGGAACAAAAACAAGUGUCGCAUAAAUCAUUGUUAUUCUCUUCACAGCGUCAUUUGAAUACGGAACGCUUUACUUUUUUGUUGUAACACUUUUCCGUAACUGCAUUCGUAGCGUGCCAUCGGUUAUGAAAAAGCGCUGGUUUAUUUUCUUAAUCGGACUGACAUGAAGGAAACAUCUGAUGAAGGGGAUGUCAGCAGUAUUGCUGAUUCUUGCAGUAUUGGAAGUGGAAGUUCUAGUGUUAAUGAUCUGACGGAAUAUAAUAAGAAGUACUCUCAUGUUUGUAUAUUGACUUAUUGGAAUAAAGAUAGAGUAGUUUGUGGAGUCGAUCUUUCUUACAUUGGACAAGAUUGCUACUCCAUUCCAAGCAUUUUAGGCAAAAUAUAUGGAAACCAGACUCGGAGACUAGAUCUGAGUUUCAAUUCAAUUAGGUCUUUAGAAAAUUUAGAAUUGUUUCCUUUGCUUGAGGAGUUAAUUGUAGAUAACAAUGAGCUUAGCGAUUUAGUAUCAUUUAUUCCUUUGAACAAUCUUCAUACGCUUUCUUUAAACAAAAAUCACUUUCGUGAUUUAGAAUCCUUAUUGAAACAACUUACCAACUGUUACCCACAAUUAACGUAUUUGAGCUUACUUGGUAAUCCAGCUUGUCCUGACCAACUCUCUAGUUUCGAAAAAGAUGAAGAAGAUUACCAGAGAUAUAGGUAUUACAUCAUACAUCAGAUACCGAAACUGAAGUUUUUGGAUUCAACGCCAGUGAAACCUUUCGAAAAAGCGGAAGCCAAAAGAAUCGGUGGGUUCAUGAAAGUCGCGCGUCCUAAAAUUGAAAUGGCUGAUGAAGCGAACGAUGAGGCCACAGACUCACGAUAUUCACCUCUUCCGGUAGAUAAUAAUAAAGAAGGAACUCACAGAGGAUCUUUUGGGAAACUAAGGCAGCGUUACACUGGGACUCAGUCAGAAGGAAACAGAUUCAUUCGGGACAACGAAUUAUGAUUUUCAUUUUUAUGUGUCAUGAAAUCGACAAGUCUCCUACUGCUCAUCAGCCUCCAUUCAUUACUCAAUCCUGAUGUGAGAAAGCUAGUUUUUACUUUCGCUCAUUGACGGAGUUUGUUGACAUCUGUGACAUUCCUGCCAUUCUUUUGUGUCCUAUUUGCAUCACAAUAUUGUUUUUAUUAAUUUUAUGUUGUUAUAGUUAGUAGUUUGCAGUUAGUGUAGAGUUUUAAUUUUCCAAUAAAAUUUGACUACUUUUUUUGUUAAUAUAUAUAAAAAAAAUUCUAAUUAAUUUCUAAUUUUUUUUUUAUGUAUUUUUAUUAUUCAAACCCUUGGUAAUUUAUAUUUUAUCUCUGUACAUGUCUUAUGAAAAUAAUAUUUUUAUUGCAGUAUUAAAAAUAUUUGAAGUUUUUAUAAUGAAAGACAUGUAAAAUUUUACAUAUUACUUUUUUAUAUUAUAUGACUAGACGGACUUCAUUUUUUCCAUUGUACUAUUAACCGAUGAAACUUGUAUAAAAACCUAAUAAUGAUUGUUGGGUAUGAGUCAAUUACUGUCACUUUUUUCCAAUCUUAAAAAAAUUAUUUUUUUUCGCUUUAUAAAUUUGUUGAUCCAUAAAUGUUUAUGCCCACAAUUUUUUAAAAAAUAUAACAUUAUUUGUUAACUUUUAUAAUCGUUUAAAUACUUUCUGAAAAUCAUUUAGAUUAACUUAUCAUCUAAGUAUAUUUUUGCUAAUUGUAGCAUAUUUUCUUUAUGCUCUAAAGAAGUUUAUUGCAUUUAAAAUAAUUUCAAUGUGAUAAAUUUGCAUGAAAAAAAUUAUUAUUAUGUAUAUAUAGAUACUCUUUUACAUGAAUUUAAAUUUUACUAAUAUUAAACUAUAUAUUUUAGACAUAAAAGGCUUUAUUUAGAAGGUUAGCUCUUUGAAUUGCAAAUUUAUCUUUAUUUCUUUCAAAUUCUUGUUUCAUUCUAUUUACAAAAAAUAAAUUAUUUAUCUAUAAAUCUUUCAUAUCAAGUUAAGAAAACAAUGCUAAUCAUGCUCUAUCGAUUUGAAUGUUGUAGAGCAUGGUUAAUGAUUUUGUUAAUUUUCUAAAUCUCAUUCAAUAGCACUUUCUAGUGAAAUGAUUGUUGGCGUUUUCUAAUAUUAUAUAUUUUGUGUUUAAUUAAUAGAAUAUUACUGCAUUUGUCUUCUCAUUUAUGAGUUUUGUACAUUCCAGUAUUAUUUAGAAUUAUUGAUUGUGUGUUAUAUUACCACAAAAAGAAUACUACUCUAAAACUACAUUUCUUUGUCAAUCAUUGGUGUUAUCUUUUAUAAAAUUUCCUUCCAUAUAUAUUAAUAUUUGACGCAUAAUAAUUUUGAUAAAUCAGCUAAUUAAAAUAUUAUUUUAUUGAAAUAUUAAUUUUUUUUUUGUAAAUACUAUAGUAUCUAGUCUCUGUGCAUCGUAUUCAUUUAUACUUCAUGUGAAUAAUGUUUUUUUGCCAUUUUAUUCCUAUUUUUUUUAGAAAUAUUAGAAUAUUUUGAAAAUGUGCAAAAUAAGCUAUAGUUGGAUUUAAAAAAAAUUCGAAUAAGAUAUGUAUAGGUGCAUUUGAAUGUAUGCUAAUGACUCUAUUAACCCUUUCUAGGGCCGUGGGAAGUAUGCUUCCCACAAAAUUUAUCUUUGUAUGAAAUUAUGUAGGUUGACAUAAGUUCUGACAAAUUUUUUUUUAGUAAGUCAGAAACUUAGAUGCUUCAGUUCUUCAUCUCAGACAAAAUGAUGUGUCUUGAUUUGUUACUUAAUUAUUAAUUAACCAAAUUAAUUAAUGAAUCAAAUUAAAUUUAUCUAAUAAGCUAAAUGAAUUCCUUUUCUUAUUCUAAUUUCAAGCCUAAAAAUAUUUUAACGUAAUAUGACUAGAAGAAAAUGGUCCUUUAAUGGGUGAAACGAAUUUUCAUUGUCUUGCUUAAAAACUUUAUUAUAAAGAAAAUUUAUUGAAUAGAAAUUUGUUAACAAUAAUUGCGGAAAAACAAAGAUUGAAAUAUACCUAUCUUUUUAACUAAAUAUGAUAUUUAUCGAAAUUGCUUUUAAAAGUCUUCAGUUUAGCUUUGUAUACAUUUAUAAUAAGGAAAACACUUUUCGUUAGCAUUUUCCUACAUUUGUAUAGAUUGAAACACAUUAUCUACAUCUUCUUUAAAUCUUAAUUCCUAGAUUAUUCUAUUAAUGCUAUUAACAUUUUUUCUUUUGAUGCUACAUUAAUGCAAUUAACAUUUCUUCGUCAUUAUCAUCUUAAUCACUCCCUGCCAUUCAUAAACAUUUCAUUUGCUGUUUGUCUUAUUCCCAGGAUCCAAUGUCUUUAUGUAUAUGUGGAAACUUAGUCAGCACUUAUUUUCUUCGGCUGCUCUUAUAUGCUCUUAUCAGAUGCUGCCAUAUUUCAAUACAGCCAAUAUAGCUGAUUUUUUUAUACAAAUUAUUUUUCGUAUUAUGGAAUGCUAAAAAUAGAUGAGGAAGCCCUCCACUCUUUUGCACAUGCGUUAGGAGGAGUUUAUAUUUUCAAAAAGGGGUGAGAGGGAAGAUGAAAGGAGAUAUUUACAUUUAGCAAUAUGGUGAACUGAGAUUAUUCGUGGAAUUAGGAGGCAUAAUAACCACUGAACUUUCUGCGUACCAUCCCUUAACGAAGUAUAAUUGUAGAAAUGUGAUGUUUUCGGAUCAUUAAAUAAACAGUAAAUAGAAAGUAAAGGUCGUUCGAAGUCAAAUUUCGUUAAAUAGAAAGCUUUGCUAAAUGGAAGAUUUUUUAAUGAAGACUGCUUUGUUCUCAUUUUGGUCUUUGCAGAUUGCAUGCAUGAACAUGCAAGCAAGAGAAAAAGCUAAUGAAACAUAUUUUUAAAUUUUUUUUUAUAAAAAUCGAAGAUGAGAAAGAUAACUAUGAUCAGAAAUUUUUUUUAAUGUGUUUUAUUAAUAAUUAAACUAGAUGGUAGUUCAAAAUUUUAAGUGUUACAAUUAUGUCAAUUAAUGAAUUAUUUGAUGAAUUGUAAUAUAAUAUCUGCAUUAUUUAGUUCUGUAUGUAUACAAGAUUUAUGAUUCUGCUCUCAGCAAGUUCACUGAAAUUUUCUGUUAUAUUACAGUAAUAAAUGAAAUAUAAAAACUUUUAGAAAAAUCAUCAAAACUUUCAAGAUGUGCAAAAUUCAAAGAUGAAGUAAUUAUCCAUAUCUAGUUUAAACAUUUUACUUUACUAGGUUUAAAUAAAAGAUACUCCUUUAUUUAACUAUGCUAUAAUUUUUGUUGUUUAUUCACAAUUCUGUUUGCGCAGAAUAACCGUACAUAGCUUCUUCGCAAUAAAAACCAAAUCCAAAAUUCAACAUCUUUAACUAAAAUUCUAAAACGAGUAUUAGUAGUGAUCUCUCCAAACUACCAUAUUUAAUUUUGAAAUCGUUCAUCUAGGGCAUAAAAAGAUGAAAUGUGGCAUAAACUAGAUUAGACGAUUGAUUAUCAAUCAGAACCUAAUUACUAUCAUUCUAUCUUAGAUGAUGAAACGAUAGAAAAUGCGGGUGGGAAGAGAGUGUUAUGAAUGUGUAAUCUAGUAAUGUUUUCACCAAUGAGAUUGAAGUUAAACCGACUUAAAAUGCUCUUGAAUGGCUAGUCUCAAUACGUCGGUUAAAAAAAUGAGAGUUUUAUGCAAACGACAUUCCUUACAUGAGCGAAAAAAGAAAUUCCAUGGAAAUUCAAAAAAUAUAUCUAAUAAAAAAUCUGAGCAAUUUUUAUUAUCUAUGGAGGUAAACUAUGCAGAUAUAUAUUCGCUUUUUUCUAAAUUAAAAUUAUUUCAAUUUAUGGGUUUGAUUUUAGUGUAACAGAAUAACUUGAAUUGUUAUAAUAAUUCGAUUAUGCAGUGAAAAGCAUUUCAUUGUUAGUUUUCGAUGUUCCGUGUUAUUUUUCAUCAAAAAUAUUUUAUGUCCUUUAGAGUAUUGGUCUUACAUUCAAAACCAGAGGAAUACAAGAUUUUGAUCGACUGUUGUUAAAACAUGUAUGUUCCUUUGAAAUAAUAAUUUUAUGAAAUGAUUUCUUUUAAUAUUUUGCUAAUAAAAUGUAUUUGACUGUGA